Messenger RNA from Tetranychus urticae (two-spotted spider mite), 3837 nucleotides. NCBI's taxonomy places the organism in Eukaryota, Metazoa, Arthropoda, Arachnida, Trombidiformes, Tetranychidae. The record is from RefSeq and is a predicted model, not a curated record.
GUAACUCAUUUUGACUAACCUUUUGUUUUGUUUGUUUUUUUUUAAUCAACGGCAAUUUUUUCCCUUGUGUGUUUUUUCACUGGCCAUGGUUGAUAGUUAAUAAUAAUCAUUGAGGAAAGCAAUUAAAAGUUAGCUUCAAUCACUAGUUGAAUGGAAGAGACAAUGGAUGCAACUAAUUAAUUCACUUGACUUGCCUUACCAUCAUCAGUCUCAUCAUCGCCAUCAGCAUCUUCAAAUCCGGUUUAUCUUCUCAACCAGGAUUCCAUUUACUUCGUGUCAACCUUUAGCUUUGUGUCUCUCAUCAUCUCAUCUUCAUUCUUCUCAUUGCUUGUUAACAUUUGUCUCUGUUUUUUUUUGUCUUCCUCUUUACUCUUUAAUACAGAUGACCAAAGAUUUGCUGUUUGUUUUCCUGUUAAACCAUUGCCAUCACUUUUACCCUCCUGAAUCAUCUUUAAUCAUAACUUUUUCCCUGAUGCCCAUCAAUCGGUCAUCAUUGAUGAUUUGGGUUAAUGAUUCAACGUGACCUGAAUUAACCUUAGACCACAAGGUUUGGACCAUUAAUCUCGUAGACACCAGUUUAAGGCAACACCAGGCUAGGCCAAGUUAAAAAAUGAUGUUUACAUUGGAGCAAGUAGAGAAAUGGGGAAAGCUCAUCACCAAUGUACCUGGCCCAGGUAGAUGAUGGGCUCUUGUUUGGUGGUCAGAAGGUCAAAGGUGAGAGUAGGAAGACAGCGAAAAGGGAAUUGCUAAUAUACAACUUGGAAAAAAAUGGAAACUCAAAGAAUCUAAAGAUUUUACUGAAGAGAAAAGUUUAUUUUUUUUCUUCUAAUUCCCUGAGAUAACUUGAGAUACUGUGAUGAUGCACAACAGGUUAUUUAAAGAUCUCUCUUUCUCUUCAAUUGAACCAUUCAUCAACAUCAUCUUCAUCUUCAUCAACAACAGUAAAAAAAAUUCUUCAUUCAACAGUAGAAAGAGAGAAAAGAGAGAGAGAAAGUAUCUACUAUUAUUACUUGAAACUGUGUUUACUUACUUUCAAAAUCAACUGUCCGCAAUUUGAAUGAUUGAAUAGAUGAUUAGACAUUUGAAAAGAUCAAUAAUUAACCUCAUUAACCUUUUUUGCUAGCCUUACGUUAAACUGUAUACACUUGAAAAGGUUUCCAGUAAUUAUUUAAAAUGUUAAGUACGCUUUUAAAGUGAAUUAAAUUUUUGCCCUCCAAUAUAUUGAAUUACAUUCAACUAAAUCAAUUAAUACACCAACAGUUUCUAUUAAUAAGGUUUAACCGUUAACAUACGUAUUAAUACAAGCGCAAGCAAAAAAAAUUGCUUUAAAUGUAAUGCAAAUUCAGCCUGCAAUACAACCUUUUCAACAAACUCAACUCUUCAAACCUUAAAUAUAUCAAUGUGAUCAUAAUCGUCAUCUUUAUACCUUAAAAUGAUAAUUUGACUUUUCACUUGAUGAUGAUGAUAAUGACGAUGGAAGAGAGAGGCAAAAAAGAAGUCAUUAAUUUUACUUAAAAACGAUAAAUAAAUGAUUUUUGAGAGGACACAAGAAAAAUUAAGCAAAGUAACAAACAAUAAAAUGAAGACAGAGCAAAGCCAUUGAUGAGGAGGACAGAAGAAAAGAAGGGAGAAAAGGUGAGAAGCAGGGAAAGAUGAAGAUAGGGAAGAUGAAGAUUGAGUGAGAAGCAAGUUUCUGUGUUGAGUUAUUGGUUUUACCAGUUCAGUUGUAACUUUCAUCCUGUUCACAUCAAGUUUUGUUUUUAGUUUUGCUUCUUUUUUUUUGCUGUUCAGUUCAAUAACAAGAAUCAUCUAAAGUAUAUCAACUGUGUUAACCAUGUUACCUUGAUUAGUUAAAUUAAUCUUAUUGUUAAACCAAGAAGCGUUGGAUUGUGAGGUAAAAUCAUUUUUCGUUAUCAAGUCAACCCUUGUUAUGACAUCAAAAUCUCCCAAAAUUUGGGAGACUUCUAAUCUUAUUGUUGACCAUUAUUCGAGCUCAAAGGAAAGCCAAUUACAAUCAUCAUCUCUCUAUCAUCAUUACUAUUAUCCUUACUGUUCGGAACCGUCCACAGCAAUUAAUCCAGUGACAAUAAAUAUCAUUGAUAGUGAUAACAACAGUAAAAUUGAUCCUGACAAUUCGCUACCUUGUUUACAAUUGUCUUCAAUUAUGACUGGAAGUAACAAAAUAUCCAUUGAAUCAUUAACUGCCAAUUCAAGUAGUAACAUUAAGAGUCCACUGACAGCCACUUCAAUUGUUAAUAUGAUCAACAACAAUAAUACUGUCAAUAAUAAUCUAAACAAUAAUAAUAUCAACAACAAUAAUGUAAAUGUACAUAAUAAUAAUAGUGUUAAUAGUAUCAAUAGUAUCAACAGUAAUAAUGUUCAUAAUAAUAGUUUCAAUAGAAACCAUUCAAAUUAUACAACAACCAACAAAUUAAUGAUGAAACUAUUACCAUGGUGUAAAUUAAAGAGGAAACAAUUCGUCUUCCGAGAUUCUCUUUCCUGUGAUGAUAUAUCUUCUGUGAUGUUUAGACGGUCAUCUGUUCAACCAAUUUCCGGCUUUUUUACUGAUAAAAACUCUCAUCUUGCAAGUUCAACUUCGCCAACUUCAUCCAAUUCAACUUCAACCAUAACAACAUCCAAUUCCUCUUCCUCUUCAUCCUCUUCAAAUUCAUCCUCCUCCAUGACCAUGGCUCGUCUCUUCACAGGUAAACGUAAUAACAAUAGCAAUAAAUCAUCCUCCGGUGCCAACAAUAUUUUAUCAUACACCUUGACCAACCGGAAACGUUCAAAUGGUAGCAAUAAUAGGAAAGAUAAUAAUAAUUCAAUUAACAAUGGUCAUCCAAUGUCAGCUUAUCCAAUGGUUAGUUUUGUUAACAAGGGUGAAGGUUUAGUUACAGUUGAUUCCACUUUUGACCGAAUUUUAAUGUCCAAUGAAAAUGAACUUUACUCUCUUGGAUCUACAAUCAACAAUAAUCAUCACCAUAUCCACCAACCUUCAUCAACGUCAACCUCGUCUUCGAUCUCAUCCUCUUUCCAUAGUUUUUCAAAUGGAUCUUCUUCCCUUUCCUCGUCCAAAUCAAUGGGAAAUCUUGGCGCUACUUAUGGGCCAAGUUGCUCUCGAAUAAACCAAUCCAAUUGUUCAACCUCAGAUUGUGAUUUACCAAGUGUCUACGGAUCAACGGCCAACCAACAGACUGGUUGGUUUUACGGGCCCAUUUGCCGUGAUAAAGCAAUCGCCAUUCUAGCUCAUCAAUCCAUUGGAUCAUUUCUUGUUCGUGAAUCAACCUCCAAACCAGGUUGCUAUGCUCUCUCCCUGAGAGUACCAAAGCGAUUCCAAGUUACCGGAGUAGCCCAUUAUUUGAUAUUAACCACAUCCACAGGGACUCUUAAAAUCAAGGGUUUCACCAAGGAAUUUUCAAGCUUGUAUUCAUUGAUUGUUCACCAUUCAAUCAUGCAAGAAUUAUUGCCAUGUCCACUUGAUUUAUCUUCAAUUAAACAUCAGCAGCAACAGUAUAACCAAACAAUCAUAAUUAGUCCAACGGAGGCUCAAACCCAAUUAAUGGAGGAUACAACGAUAAAAUCAAAUUCACCAUCAAUGUCAACAUUAAACACAUCCAGUGCAACGGCCUCAUCAUCAGCAGCCAAAACGUCAGUUACAAGUGGAGCGACUUCAGCCUCAUCAACAAUUACUAAUUAUGAUAAUAAUGAAGAUCUUUUGGUUGAUAUAGAUUCGGAUCCCGAUUAUCAAAGAAUCUUAACUCAAUUCCGUAAAACUAUGGAAACCUGUAGAUAGAGAGAAGAGAAAGGAUUAAUAAUAAGAAAUAUUUAACAGUAAAA